Molecule: messenger RNA, 2200 nt
Organism: Populus euphratica (Euphrates poplar)
Lineage: Eukaryota; Viridiplantae; Streptophyta; Magnoliopsida; Malpighiales; Salicaceae
Product: serine/threonine-protein kinase GRIK1-like
Exons: 12
Coding region: 311-1366 (351 amino acids)
Biological process (GO): intracellular signal transduction; protein phosphorylation
Cellular component (GO): cytoplasm
Molecular function (GO): protein serine/threonine kinase activity; ATP binding
Source: RefSeq, a predicted model, not a curated record
AUUUAGCUCAUGAAGUGCUGUGGUCAGCUGCACCUUCUGCCUUUCUUGAUGUUUCUGUGCUGAAAGAGGACAGUUCUUUGUGGGUAAGAAUUUAGCUCAUGAGGGGCAUUUACUAUUGCCUUUACCUACAUUUUUGUGCCUCAUGCUUUAUAAAAGAAGAUGAGUCUUGAAGCUAGUAGGUAUUUGUAAAGGGAUAUUUCUGCUUGUCACAUGAUGUCUACCUAGGUUUGUUCCAAGUUUAACGAGGAUUCAGGUUGCUGCAAUUAAUUGGCCGAAAAUUAUUCAGAAUCCCAAGAAGUCUGUUUUACCUAUGGACUGCACAUCCAAUCCCUUCUCUCAAGAUUGUGCAGGAAGUGAUCACUCACGUCGACAAGAUGAUGGAGAAAAGUUAUCCUACAGAAAUAUUUUUGUCGACAUGGAAGAACAAUCAAUUCCUUGCACACCAAGGACGGCUCAAGCUUGUAAGAAGAUUCCCGUUACAGUAAUCACCUCUGUCAAGCAUUCUAAGCAUUCAAAUGGAAGAAAGAUGAUCAAUGAGUAUGUAAAAGAAAGGAAGAUCAACCAAGGAAGCUAUGGUAGAGUGGUUCUUUAUCGAAACAGUAACGAUGGAAUCCCAUAUGCUAUUAAGGUUGUUUGUAAGUCUCGUUUGCGCAAGUUGCGCAUCACACAAUCAGAAACGGCCAUGACUGAUGUUCUCAGAGAAGUUUCCAUAUUGAAAACAUUGGAACAUCCAAACAUAAUCAACCUAGUUGAGGUGAUUGAUGACCAAAAAUCUGAUUACAUGUAUAUGGUUCUUGAAUACGUGGAAAGCAGUUGUAUGAGCAAAAUUUUGGAGACGAAAGGACAUAUUGAUGAAACAAGUGCAAGAAGAUAUUUCAAGGAUGUAAUUGCCGGUCUCAUUUAUUUGCAUCACCACCAGAACAUCGUGCAUGGUGAUAUUAAGCCAGAAAAUGUUUUGGUCACUACAAGUGGAAGGGUGAAGAUAGUUGAUUUCAGCUUUGGCCAUGCCUUUGAGGAUGACAAUGAUGGGCUAUUGAGAUGUCCUGGAACUCCAGCUUUCACAGCACCUGAGUGUUAUUCAGAUACAGUUUACCAUGGGAAAGCUGCUGAUACAUGGGCUGUUGGUGUUACCUUAUAUUUUAUGGUGGUGGGCUGCUGCCCUUUUCUUGCCGAUAGUGUACCUGAAACUUACGACAAGAUUGUUAAUGGUCCCUUGUCACUCCCAGAAGAAUUAAAUCCUGACCUCAAAGAUCUGCUCCAAGGCCUUCUCUGUAAAGAUCCAACCCAAAGAAUUACCUUGAAUAGUGCAGCUGAGCAUCCAUGGAUGGUCAAAGAGGGAGGCCCAGUCCCUAUAAACUGCUUAUAAAGCUGCAGGAAGAGCAGAUGACAAAGCCUAAAGGGCCCGAGCAAAUAUUAGUUCAAAAGUCUUGUAAAUUUAUUAAAUUAUUCAAUUUAAAAAAGAAAUCCAUGAUUAUAGCAUUAUCUAAUAGAAUUAAUUACAUAAUUUCAAAGAUAUUUUCAACUCGCUGAGGUUAAGAUCCAUAAUCAUCAAAGAUGGAAUCUUGGGUGAAUGAUCCUGAACCCCUUGAUAAUGGUGAUGGCUCACUGCUGCCUAGCGGUAUGUCAGAAACAGCAUCCAAGAAACCACGAAUGCUACGACAACGAGCAUGUUUGAAACUGAAUGAUCUUGUCUUGUUCUUGGAGAAGAUAUUUGAAGAAUUUGAAAGAAUCGCAUAAACCAAGACUUGUACAAGCACAAACAUGGCCACCUUGAUCAAGAUUUCAGCUAAUGAUGCCUCCACCUCCAUUACUCAAGUGAAGAAAGAAAUCUAGCCUGAUGAUACUCGUAUGUGUGAUCAAUCUGAAUAUUAUGACAAUGAUGCUUGAGGAUGCUGCUUAUAUAGAGAAGAACUUGAAGGGUUGCUAGAGAAGCCACAUUUGACUUGUGGUUGAAGCCAUAGAAGUAAUGAAUUGACCGCACGCCAAGAAAAUUGAAAAGGAAGCUUCUGCCAUGUCCAGAACUGAAUGCUUUUUGGUUUCUUACAAGAAAAUAAGUGUAUGCGUGUAAGAAGAUACUUCCAUGUGCCUUGAUCUUUCUUUAUUGUCAUCAGAUUAUAAUUUAUAUUGUUACUAGGACAAAAGUAUGCAUUUAAUAUUCUAUAGCUUUUGCCAUUACAAUUCAAAAUGUACAAUUAAAAUA